This is a messenger RNA of Paramecium tetraurelia, 645 nucleotides long. RefSeq lists its product as uncharacterized. The transcript is spliced from 2 exons. Lineage: Eukaryota; Ciliophora; Oligohymenophorea; Peniculida; Parameciidae. The record is from RefSeq and is a predicted model, not a curated record.
AUGAGUGAGCGCUCUGAAUUACUGGCUGAAAAUAUCUAUUUGAAAAACAAGGUUCAAGAACUGAAUAUAGAGAUACAGCAAUGGAAAUCUCACAUCGAAGAAUUGUCAAUGAAAUAUUACAAACUGCAAUAACAUAAGAUUAAUCCAGAGGAUCUUUUGGAACUCGAAGAUUUGAAACUUUAGUAGCAAAGAUACUAGGAAUAGGAAUUUUAAUAAAGUGUUAUGAUAAAUCAAUAAAAAUAAGUGAUCCUCAAUUUGUAAUCUGAAAAUAGAGAUCUGAUUGAUAAAGUAGAUAAAUUAGAGUAGAAGGCAAAAAAUUAUGAUUGUUUGAAAUAAUAAUAUUGGAACUUGGAAAAGGCAAGUCAAAAAUAUUUUGAAGAAUUGGAAACUAUUAAAUAGAGACCUCCUACUAUCUUGGUUCCCAACCCAGAUGUCACAGCUCUGUAUAGAGAGAUCAAUCGUUUAAAUGCGAUUAUUUAAUCAAUGUGUAAAAAUUCUAUUGAAUCAAUGUGCGUGACUUCAGUUGAUCACAGGAGGAAUCAACCUGAGGAGUAGAUGAUGAUGAGGAAUUCUGCCGAAUACUAGAAGCAGAGGUUGAAUGACCAGUCAAAUAGGAAAUCUAAUGGGAUGGAAUAAUUCUAUUGA